Messenger RNA from Pyrus x bretschneideri (Chinese white pear), 649 nucleotides. RefSeq names its product thiol:disulfide interchange protein TxlA homolog. The record is from RefSeq and is a predicted model, not a curated record. Gene Ontology annotation, biological process: cell redox homeostasis. NCBI's taxonomy places the organism in Eukaryota, Viridiplantae, Streptophyta, Magnoliopsida, Rosales, Rosaceae. The transcript has 3 exons. The coding region runs from base 1 to 495 and encodes 164 amino acids.
AUGGGAAAGCCAAGAGAGGGGAAGCCUGGAAGUAUCGCGGGCUUUUCAUUAAAACCCCCUACGUUUAAUCCCCUCCAAUGCGAUGCAAGAACCCGCCAAGAUAAGAAUGUGAAGUCGAAAACAAUCUUGAGUCCGGAAGAGCAGGGGGAGGCGGAGCACCGAGCAUUUGCCUCGGCAUUGGCAAGUGCGAAAGAGGCUACGGUGGUUGAGUUUUAUUCACCCAAAUGCAGGCUGUGCAAUUCUUUGCUUGAUUCUGUUGUGGAGGUUGAGAGUGGGAACUCGGAGUGGCUUAACAUUGUCAUGGCAGAUGCAGAGAACGCGAAAUGGCUUCCCGAGCGCCUCCUUUACGUCAUCAGAUAUGUGCCUUGCUUUGUUAUAGUGGACAAGAAGGGCAGGGCACCGGCAAAGACGGGGAUUCCGAGCAGUCCACUGCACGUAAUAGCAGGCCUCUCUCAUCUUCUCAACAUGAAGCUUCCUCACAAACCUAAUAGCUAGAGUUCAGAGCACAAAUGCUGCUCCAUGUUUUUGUGAUUACUUUGUUUUUUCUCAUGCAACUAAGUGUCUGUAUAGGCAGAAAGUUGAUUAGAUUCUGGGUGCUUUGAUUGCUCAUGGUCAAGCUAAUGCACCUUCUUAGUGUAAAAACUAACUU